AUGAAGAUCGCCGCCAUUUUUGUCAGUGCGUUCUGCGCCGCUGCGCUCGGUAUCCCCCUCGAUCAUGUCCAGCACGAGAAGCGCGAGGCUCACCCUCUCCUCCGCAAGUCUACCGAAGCUGUUGAUGGCAGUGCCACGAUCCCUGCCCGCAUUGCUUUGAAGCAGCGCAACCUAGAGCAUGGUAUGGAACUUCUUCUGGCUGUUUCGGACCCUGCUUCCCCCAACUACGGCAAGCAUUACACCUCCGACGAGGUGACCGAGCUCUUUGCUCCUGAUGCCGACUCCAUCAACAAGGUCACUCAGUGGCUCAAGCAGGCUGGUAUCGAUAACGUCUCCGUGCCCAAGAGCAGAGGAUUUGUUGACUUCAAGACCACAACCGACAAGCUCGAGUCGCUCCUGCAGACAAAGUACCACAUCUAUGACCAAGCCAACACCGGCUCUCAGCAGCUCGGAGCAGACGCUUAUCACCUCCCUCGUGCUAUCUCCGACGUCGUCGACUUUGUUGCUCCUGGCAUCGUUACAGACACCAUUCGGAAGAGGGACGACACCCCUCACAGACCCUCUCAUUUCAAGCCGUACCCCUCAGGAAAGGAGUCUACGGACUGUGACACCGUCAUUACACCCCAGUGUAUUGCCGACAAGUACAAGAUCCCCAAGGCCACUGGCAACUCCACCAGCAACCGUUUGGGACUAUUUGAGAGUGACAACGAAAUGUACAAGCAAUCGGACCUGGACAUCUUCUACCAGACUUAUGCUCCUAGCAUCCCCAAGGGUACCGGCCCGAAGGUUGAUCUCAUCGACUGGAACGGUAAAAAGCCCGACCCCAGCCAGGCUGUAGGCGAGGCUGCGCUUGACUUCGACAUGGCGAUCCCCAUCAUCUACCCCCAGGGAACAGAGCUGUUCCAGUCAAAAGACAACUACGGCUACCAAACCCGUGGAUUCUUCAACGUCUUCCUUGAUGCUAUUGAUGGCGCGUACUGCACAUCUAGCGCUUACGGCGAAACCGGUGACGACCCCAAGGUCGAUGGCACCACCAAGAAUGAAAUGUGUGGCACUUUCAAGCCUACCAAUGUCAUCUCAGUCUCUUACGGUCUGACCGAGGCUACUUGGCCUGUCAACUACCAGAAGAGACAGUGUGAUGAGUUCAUGAAGCUUGGUCUUCAGGGUGUUACCAUCGUCUUCUCUUCUGGUGACGGUGGUGUCGCCGGUGGCCACGGUGGCGACUGCCAAGGUAGCAAUGGCGAGCUUUUCAACCCUGCAUCUCCCAGCUCGUGCCCGUACAUCACAUCUGUUGGUGCUGUAUACAUCCCUGAGGGGAACUCCAUCGAUGACGACGAAGUUGCCACUUCCAGCUUUGCUUCCGGCGGUGGUUUCAGCAACAUCUGGCCGCAGCCUGACUACCAGAAAUCCGCAGUGUCGUCUUGGUUCUCGAAGCACGAUCCUGGCUUCCCCAACUACUCCACUAAGGACGGUGUCAUUCCCAAGAGCGGUGGCAUUUACAACAAGGCCGGUCGUGGUUUCCCCGAUGUUGCCGCCCUCGGUGACAACGGCGCCAUGGUCGUCAACGGUCGCAAGAUACUCAACGGAGGAACCUCCAUGUCUGCCCCUAUCUUUGCUGCCAUCAUCAACAGGAUCAACGAAGAGCGUAUUUCCGCUGACAAGAAGCCCCUCGGUUUCAUCAAUCCCGCCCUGUACAAGAACCCAUCCAUGUUUAACGACAUUACUUCGGGUGACCAGACUGGUGGCAGCGGCAACUGCAAUGGCAAGGGCUUCAAGGCCGCCUCUGGCUGGGACCCCGUGACUGGUCUUGGUACUCCCAAGUAUCCUGAGUUGCUCGCUUACUUCAAGAACCUGGCAUAG
This is a messenger RNA of Akanthomyces muscarius, 1860 nucleotides long. RefSeq lists its product as uncharacterized. NCBI's taxonomy places the organism in Eukaryota, Fungi, Ascomycota, Sordariomycetes, Hypocreales, Cordycipitaceae. Gene Ontology annotation, molecular function: tripeptidyl-peptidase activity; serine-type endopeptidase activity. Bases 1 to 1860 code for a protein of 619 amino acids. Gene Ontology annotation, biological process: proteolysis. The record is from RefSeq and is a predicted model, not a curated record. The transcript has a single exon.